Molecule: messenger RNA, 11363 nt
Organism: Coregonus sp. 'balchen'
Lineage: Eukaryota; Metazoa; Chordata; Actinopteri; Salmoniformes; Salmonidae
Source: the annotation of a GenBank genome assembly
AUGGAUGUUAGGUGUUUGUUGGAGCUGAGCAAAGGGGUUGUGAUGGAUGCUAGGGGUUAGUAAUGUAGUUAGGUGUUAGUAUGGUUAAGGGGUAGGGUGGAGCUAGCACAGAAUUGUUAGUGAUGGUGCUAGGUGUUUUUAAAAAAUGUUUGGGUUAGUAUGGAUUUUAGGGGUUUGUAAAGAUUUUAGGGUUUAGUAAUGGAUGUUGGUUUAGUGAUGAUGUUAGCACGAAAUAUCCCAGUCCCAUCUUUUGAAAUGUAUUAUUAGUGUUCCCGUGAGUAGCGAACCCAGCAGCCUGUUUAAAACCCCAACCCCUACCACACCCCACACAACACACACAACACCACACCCACACCACACACACCCCACCAACAACAAACACACACACACACAUACAACACACAUCACCCACACACCACACCACACACACCUAACACCCACACAUCACACACACAACACCAUACCCACACACACACACACACACACACUCUCUCACACAACACACUCACGCACAAACACCAGGAUAUACGUGAGGGCGCAAAAAGCCUCAUCAGGUACCAUGUCUCAUCCAAUGCACUUCAUGCUCUUCAUCUUCACAUCUGCAAUACAGAAUCAUCUCAGGGUGGUUGUGGGGGGUGUGAUUCCAGAUGAGGGAAGGAGUGUGUGUGUGUGUGUGUGUGUGUGUUCUGUGUGUGUGUGUGUGUGUGUGUGUGUGUGUGUGUGUGUGUGUGUGUGUGUGUGUGUGUGUGUGUGUGUGUGUCUGUGUGUGUCUGUGUGUGUCUGUGUGUGUGUGUGUGUGUGUGUGUGUGUGUGUGUGUGUCUGUGUGUGUGUGUGUGUGUGUGUGUGUGUGUGUGUGUGUGUGUGUGUGUGUGUGUGUGUGUGUGUGUGUGUGUGUGUGUGUGUGUGUGUGUGUGUGUGUGUGUGUGUAACCAAUAUGGAAAAUGUUUGCACUCACUAACUGUAAGUCGCUCUGGAUAAGAGCGUCUGCUAAAUGACUAAAAUGUUAAAUGUAAUGUAAAUGUGUGUGUGUGUCUGAGUGCCUGUGUGUGUGUCUAUGUGCCUGUGUGUGUGUGUGUGUAUGCAUUUGUGUUUGUGUGUGUGUGGCCUACAUACAAUUUUAAUCUAACUUUUCCUAGACAGUCUUUCUUCAGCCCCUAUCUGUGUAACUUCUAGCUAGGGGAGAUGGAAUGCAGCUAGCUUUGACAUGGGUGGGGAAUGGAUGUUGUCAGAUGUCCUGCUGAUCACUAAACUUGAUAUCUCUUCUCUCCUCUGUCGUCUUGUGAUUUACAGGUAUAAUGGGAGAAUAUGAGCCUAAAAUCGAGGUGCAUUUCCCCCCAUCUGUCCUGGCUGCCAGAGGAGUCACGGUGAGGCUGGAGUGUUUUGCCCUGGGGAAGUAAGUACAGAAACAUGCAUGAUGUAUUAUACCCAUGAACAUCCAUGUUCAUCAUUUAUGGUGAAACGUAGGGUUACAGAUUUCAUGUAACUUUCCUAAAAUUCCCCAGUUUUCCAGAAAUCCCAGUUGGAAGAUUCCUGGAAUGGGAAGGAAUAAAAAGUAAAUCCAGGAAUUCUCCAAUCGGCAUUGCGGGAAUACCUGGGAAAUGUGGGAUCGUUACACUAAGUAAAAUGCCACCAGUAGAUGCAUUUCCUAUCAUCCCUUAUUCAACAUCUAGAUGCAUUGACUAUCAUAGAUUAAUUCACUAUGAUCCCUUAUUCAUCACUAGCUACAACCACCAGUAGAUCUAUUGAUUACAAUCCCUUAUUCAUCACUAGCAACAACCACCAGUAGAUCUAUUGAUUACAAUCCUUUAUUCAACACUAGCUACAACCACCAGUAGAUCUAUUGAUUACAAUCCUUUAUUCAACACUAGCUACAACCACCAGUAGAUCUAUUGAUUACAAUCCCUUAUUCAUCACUAGCUACAACCACCAGUAGAUCUAUUGAUUACAAUCCCUUAUUCAUCCCUAGCAACAACCACCGGUAGAUCUAUUGAUUACAAUCCCUUAUUCAUCACUAGCUACAAACACCAGUAGAUCUAUUGAUUACAAUCCCUUAUUCAUCACGAGCAACAACCACCGGUAGAUCUAUUGAUUACAAUCCCUUAUUCAUCACUAGCUACAACCACCAGUAGAUCUAUUGAUUACAAUCCCUUAUUCAACACUAGCAACAACCACCAGUAGAUCUAUUGACUAUCAUCCGUAAAGCAACACUAGCAACAACCAACAGCUGAUCAAAUCAAAUCAAAUUGUAUUUACUACCUGCGCCGAAUUCAACAGGUGUAGAACAUACAGAACAUACAGUGAAAUGCUGACUGACAAGCCCUUAACCAACAGUGCAGUUUUAAGAAACCAAUAAAUAAAUAAAUGUUAAGAAAAAAAUAGAUGAGUAAAACAUAAAAAUAACGAAUAAUUAAAGAGCUGCAAUAAAAUAAAAUAACAGUAGGGAGGCUAUAUACAGGGGGUACCGGUACAGAGUCAAUAUACAGGCUAUAUACAGGGGGUACCGGUACAGAGUCAAUAUACAGGGGGUACCGGUACAGAGUCAAUAUACAGGCUAUAUACAGGGUGUACCGGUACAGAGUCAAUAUACAGGCUAUAUACAGGGGGUACCGGUACAGAGUCAAUAUACAGGCUAUAUACAGGGGGUACCGGUACAGAGUCAAUAUACAGGCUAUAUACAGGGGGUACCGGUACAGAGUCAAUAUACAGGCUAUAUACAGGGGGUACCGGUACAGAGUCAAUAUACAGGCUAUAUACAGGGGGUACCGGUACAGAGUCAAUAUACAGGCUAUAUACAGGGGGUACCGGUACGAGUCAAUAUACAGGGGGUACGGUACAGAGUCAAUAUACAGGCUAUAUACAGGGGGUACCGGUACAGAGUCAAUAUACAGGCUAUAUACAGGGGGUACCGGUACAGAGUCAAUAUACAGGGGGGACCGGUACAGAGUCAAUAUACAGGCUAUAUACAGGGGGUACCGGUACAGAGUCAAUAUACAGGCUAUAUACAGGGGGUACCGGUACAGAGUCAAUAUACAGGCUAUAUACAGGGGGUACCGGUACAGAGUCAAUAUACAGGCUAUAUACAGGGGGUACCGGUACAGAGUCAAUAUAAAGGCUAUAUACAGGGGGUACCGGUACAGAGUCAAUAUACAGGCUAUAUACAGGGGGUACCGAUACAGAGUCAAUGUGCGGGGGCACAGGUUAGUCGAGGUAAUUGAGUUAAUAUGUACAUGUGGGUAGAGUUAAAGUGACUAUGCAUAAAUAAUUAACAGAGUAGCAGCAGCGUAAAAGAGGGGGUGGGGGUGGCAAUGCAAAUACUCUGGGUAGCCAUGAUUAGCUGUUCAGGAGUCUUAUGGCUUGGGGGUAGAAGCUGUUAAAAAGCCUUUUGGACCUAGACUUGGCGCUCCGGUACCACUUGCUGUGCGGUAGCAGAGAGAACAGUCUAUGACUAGGGUGGCUGGAGUCUUUGACAAUUUUUAGGGCCUUCCUCUGACACCGCCUGGUAUAGAGGUCCUGGAUGGCAGGAAGCUUGGCCCCAGUGAUGUACUGGGCUAUACGCACUACCCUCUGUUGUGCCUUGCGGUCAGAGGCCGAGCGGUUGCCAUAACAGGCGGUGAUGCAACCAGUCAGGAUGCUCUUGAUGGUGCAGCUGUAGAACUUUUUGAGGAUCUGAGGACCCAUGCCAAAUCUUUUCAGUCUCCUGAGGGGGAAUAGGCUUUGUCGUGCCCUCUUCAGGACUGUCUUGGUGUGUUUGGACCAUGAUGUGGACACCAAGAAACCUGAAGCUCUCAACCUGUUCCACUACAGCCCCGUCGAUGACAAUGGGUGCGUGCUCAGUCCUCUUUUUUUUCCAGUAAUCCACAAUCAUCUCCUUUGUCUUGAUCACGUUGUGGGAGAGGUUGUUAUCCUGGCACCACACAGCCAGGUCUCUGUGAUCAGGCCUACCACUGUUGUGUCAUCUGCAAACUAAAUGAUGGUGUUGGAGUCAUGCCUGGCCAUACAGUCAUGGGUGAACAGGGUGUACAGGAGGGGAAUGAGCACGCACCCCUGAGGGGCCCCCGUGUUGACGAUCAGCGUGGCAGAUGUGUUGUUACAUACCCUUACCACCUGGGGGCGGCCCGUCAGGAAGUCCAUGAUCCAGUUGCAGAUGGAGGUGUUUAGUUCUAGGGUCCUUAGCUUAGUGAUGAGCUUUGAGGGCACUAUGGUGUUGAACGCUGAGCUGUAGUCAAUGAAUAGCAUUCUCACGUAGGUGUUCCUCUUGUCUAGGUGGGAAAGGGCAGUGUGGAAUGCAAUAGAGAUGGCAUCAUCUGUGGAUCUGUUGGGACGGUAUGCAAAUUGUUGUGGGUCUAGGGUUUCUGGGAUAAUGGUGUUGAUGUGAGCCAUGACCAGCCUUUCAAAGCACUUCAUGGCUACAGACGUCAGUGCUACAGGUCGGUAGUCAUUUAGGCAGGUUAUCUUAGUGUUCUUGGGCACAGGGACUAUGGUGGUCUGCUUGAAAUAUGUUGGUAUUACAGACUCAGUCAGGGACAUGUUGAAAAUGUCAGUGAAGACACUUGCCAGUUGGUCAGCGAAUGCUCGGAGUACACGUCCUGGUAAUCUGUCUGGCCCUGCGGCCUUGUGAGGCAAGCAACACCGAAGCAUGCAUGAGAGCACCAGCUGUUCCGGACGACUGUGAGAUCACGCUCUCCGUAGCCGAUGUGAGCAAGACCAUUAAACAGGUCAACAUUCACUGACAUUUUCAACCUCUCCCUGACCGAGUCUGUAAUACCUACAUGUUUCAAGCAGACCAACCAUAGUCCCUGUGCCCAAGAAAGCGAAGGUAACCUGCCUAAAUUACUACCGCCCCGUAGCACUCACGUCGGUAGCCAUGAAGUGCUUUGAAAGGCUGGCCAGACACCUGACAGUGUGGUGCCAGGACAACAACCUCUCCCUAAAUGUUAGCAAGACAAAGGAGGUGAUCGUGGACUACAGGAAAAGGAGGGUCGAACAGGCCCACAUUAACAUCGACAGGGCUUCAGUGGAGUGGGUAGAGAGUUUCAAGUUCCUUGGUGUCCACAUCAGCAACAAACUAUCAUGGUCCAAACACACCAAGACAGUCAUGAAGAAGGCACGUCAACACCUUUUCUCACUCAAGAGACUGAAAAGAUUUGGCAUGGGUCAUCAGAUCCUCAAAAAGUUAUACAGCUGCACCAUCAAGAGCAUCCUGACUGGUUGCAUCACCGCCUGGUAUGGCAACUGCUCGGCAUCCGACUGUAAGGCGCUACAGAGGAUAGUGCGUACGGCCCAGUACAUCACUGGGGCCAAGCUUCCUGCCAUCCAGGACCUAUAUACUAGGCGGUGUCAGAGGAAGGCCCUCAAAAUUGUCAAAAACUCCAACCACCCUAGUCAUAGACUGUUCUCUCUGCUACCGCACGGCAAGCGAUACUGGAGCACCAAGUCUAGGUCCAAAAGGCUCCAUAACAGCUUCUACCCCCAAGCCAUAAGACUGCUGAAAAAUUAAUCAAAUGACCACCCGGACUAUUUACAUUGACAGACAUCCCUUCACUACCUUAAUGCCAAUGGUGAUCAGACAGCCCUUCACUACAUUUUAGUCAUUUAGCAGACGCUCUUAUCCAGAGCGACUUACAGUCUUUUUUUUUUUUUGUUCAAACUAGCCCCCCGUGGGAAUCGAACCCACAACCCUGGCGAUGCAAGUGCCAUGCUCUACCAACUGAGCUACACGGGACUACCUUGAUGUGUAUGGUGAUCAGACAUCCCUUCACUACCCCAAUGUUUCUGAAUUCUCAGGCAGCACAGUAUAGUUAGGUGAAAUAGUUAAAUAAAAUGUUCUGCAAACUCAACAACAACUUGCCAUAGUUUUUAUGUUAUUUCUGAAAUAGUCAGUCCUCUGAAUACUAUGUGAAAGUCAGAGUCACAGCAAAACAUUUUGGCAUCACCUCAAAUAACAUUUCAUCUAAUUUGCCAUGGCUCUGCUGUGGCCUAAUUUCAAAAAGUUUCAAAUCAAACAGCAAAUAAGGGCAUUAUUAUCACCAUAAAAGGUAAAUAUGACAUAUUGAAUUGUUUUAAGAUGGUCAUACUAUGGAUCAUUUAGCUAUUUGAUUUGGAAUUUUAGGACCCCUUUAGGUAUAAAAAAAUACAUUAAAAAAGGAUUUAAUAAAAUAUUCAAUUUGGCCUUACUACUAAAGCCAAGAGAAACACUUUGAAUAACACAUUCAUCAAUGGCCAAAAAGACAGUCAAAAACAUAAUCAUAAGAAACAAGGUUUUGAAAUGUCUGUCCUAUAUCUAGGAGAAGAAAAGCUCAGGAUAUAUAUAUAUAUUGACACAUAUUUAACACCUUUUUGGGGUAGACACAAAACUACCUUCAUACUUCCAUUCAUUUUUUAAAACCGGCACCAGUUACCUUCAGACGAGUCCUAUUACAGUCCUAUGUUGGGGUCGUAGAGCAAAACGGAGAACACCAUCGUGUUCAUGAGAGUCUCCCCUUUCCACAGUGGGGUCACAUUAGUUUGUAGCCCAAACGGUUUGGACGCUACAAACAGAAGUUGGCACAUCAACAGUAUCGACUUCAGACGAUUCCCCUGAUGCUUGUGGGGGUCGUAGAGCAAAACGGAGAACACCAUCGUGUUCGUGAGAGUCUCCCCUUUCCAUGGUUUUUAUGUCAAAACGUUCGGACGCUACAGACUUUUUCUUGAGAAGAACGAUUUUUCGGCAUGUCUGCAUGUCUCACGGUCUGACAUACACCGCUCUAGCUCUGCCACUUUUCACCGCAGAAGCAGAAGGGCGACACUGGAGGAUGAAGUGGAUUGCAAUAAACAUAUAUCUCUAGUUUAAACGGACAGAUUUUGAUGGGGAUUUUUUUGUUAUGUAACUUAGAUUGAUUCAAGAGGGUUAACUCAGCGGUUCCCAAACACAGGUGUCGCGACCACAAUUAGGGGUCACCUGAUAUGGAAAUAGGGUCACAGAAGAAUUUCCAAAAUCCUGGUAAAAAAUAAAUAUGUAUAUUAAAAAUAUAAUAAUAUCGUCUUUGUCUCUCAAAAACAUUGUAAUGUGAUUAACCUUAAAAAUCUAAAUCUAAAUUAUUCAAAUCUAAAAGUUGUAAUUCAACCAGAGAACGCCAUUAGAUUGUGGGAAAAGGCCACACUUGACCUUUGCACUUGAAUCAUUCCCACAGUGAAUUGCUAGGUUAGGUGAAUUGCAAUGUGCGGGGAGGCAGAGCCACAGAAACUCACAUCAAAACCUUUGUCACAUAACACUAUAAAACUAAGACUUGAUGCUCAGUUGAUAGAGCAUGGCGUUUGCAACGGCAGGGUUGUGGGUUCGAUUCCCAUGGGGGGCCAGUAUAAAAUAAUAUGUAUUCACUAACUGUAAGUCGCUCUGGAUAAGAGCGUCUGCUAAAUGACUAAAAUGUAAAUGUAAAUGUAAUGCUAUACGUAGCGAUCAAGAGGAAACUCUGACUGAACGACUCAAACUCCCCAGCUUAUGCUCUCCAAAUGGACGUUAGCUGUGAGGGCCGAGAUGCCCAUGCAUUGACUUUUAUUCGCUACAUGUCGGGGGAUGCUAUUCACGAAGACAUAUUGUUCUGUCUCACGAUUCCCGAGCAUGAAACGGCACAGGGGAUGUUCAGUGUGCUGCGUGGCUAUAUUCACAAAAAACAGAUUGAAGCUCAGAACUCGGAAACAUGCAACAGGUAACUUUGAUUGUAAACUACAUCGUGCACGCCUGUUCGCCUGUUCGCCUGUUCGCCUGUUCGCCUGUUCGCCUGUUCGCCUGUUCGCCUGUUCGCCUGAUACGGGAGAACAGCAUGACAGUGUUCUACUUCACACAGAGGCUUGGUGGGUAUCGAGGGGGAUUGUUGGAAAGAGAGGAACUGUUGUCAUUUGCAAUGGAUAAAAAAUAAAAAUAAAAGACUGUUGACUUUCUGUGUAAUGAAAAUAAAUUGUGUGUCUCCUUGCCUAUGUAACAAAUAUAUUUGGGAAACUGAACGAACUGAAUGAAGCAUGCAGGGGAAAUACAAAUCUAGAGAUGAGUGACCGAAUCAGCUAAAUCUGUUAGACUAUGAUUCUGGCUCAGUUGACAUGCUGGGGCCCCGGGACCACCCAUAUGUAACAAUGUAACAUGAAUGUAAGUCGCUUUGAAUAAAAGUGUCUGCUAAAUGGCAUAUUAUUAUAUUAUUAUUACAUGCCGGUAAGUGAAAUCAAACAGCUGAUCGAGCUGUCAUGUGAACGAAUGCUGCAGACAACACAUUCACAGGUUACUAUGGAGGAGUUUUGGUUCCUGUCCCAAAGGAAAUGCUGUGCCGUCUCCCUCCGACAGUACUACUCAUGGUACGCUGAUUCAGUGCUCUCGUCUGCAUUAAAAUAUAUCGAUCCAGGUUGGAUCUGAUAGGAGAGAUGAGGUGCGUGCUGUCGACCAUGCCCCCUGACUUUGAGAAGCUUUGACGCGUCAUGCAUCAAGCCACACCCAUCUCAUUAGUGGGGGUGAGAUAAGAUACAUUAUGUCAGACUCAUUUGUAAUUGACUUUCAUAGACCCACAUUAAAAGUAUAUGAUGGUGAGUUGAGAAUACAAUUGGAAAUAAUGUUAGAAUGUUUUACGAUUGACUGCCAUAGCCCCAAUUAUACAAGUAAACAUUGGCUGUUAAUGACUUAUUUUUUUGCUCUCAUGGUUUGGGUCCCGAGAAUUUUCAAAUAUCAAAAUGGGGUCGUGAGGUUUGGGAACCUCUGGCCUAUGGUGGCCAGACAUCCCUUCAUUACCUUGAUGUCUAUGGUGGUCAGACAUCCCUUCAUUACCUUGAUGUCUAUGGUGGUCAGACAUCCCUUCAUUACCUUGAUGUCUAUGGUGGUCAGACAUCCCUUCAUUACCUUGAUGUCUAUGGUGGUCAGACAUCCCUUAAUUACCUUGAUGUCUAUGGUGGUCAGACAUCCCUUCAUUACCUUGAUGUCUAUGGUGGUCAGACAUCCCUUCAUUACCUUGAUGUCUAUGGUGGUCAGACAUCCCUUCAUUACCUUGAUGUCUAUGGUGGUCAGACAUCCCUUCAUUACCUUGAUGUCUAUGGUGGUCAGACAUCCCUUCAUUACCUUGAUGUCUAUGGUGGUCAGACAUCCCUUCAUUACCUUGAUGUCUAUGGUGGUCAGACAUCCCUUCAUUACCUUGAUGUCUAUGGUGGUCAGACAUCCCUUCAUUACCUUGAUGUCUAUGGUGGUCAGACAUCCCUUCAUUACCUUGAUGUCUAUGGUGGUCAGACAUCCCUUCAUUACCUUGAUGUCUAUGGUGGUCAGACAUCCCUUCAUUACCUUGAUGUCUAUGGUGGUCAGACAUCCCUUCAUUACCUUGAUGUCUAUGGUGGUCAGACAUCCCUUCAUUACCCUUGAUGUCCUAUGGUGGUCAGACAUCCCUUCAUUACCUUGAUGUCUAUGGUGGUCAGACAUCCCUUCAUUACCUUGAUGUCUAUGGUGGUCAGACAUCCCUUCAUUACCUUGAUGUCUAUGGUGGUCAGACAUCCCUUCAUUACCUUGAUGUCUAUGGUGGGUCAGACAUCCCUUCAUUACCUUGAUGUCUAUGGUGGUCAGACAUCCCUUCAUUACCUUGAUGUCUAUGGUGGUCAGACAUCCCUUCAUUACCUUGAUGUCUAUGGUGGUCAGACAUCCCUUCAUUACCUUGAUGUCUAUGGUGGUCAGACAUCCCUCAUUACCUUGAUGUCUAUGGUGGUCAGACAUCCCUUCAUUACCUUGAUGUCUAUGGUGGUCAGACAUCCCUUCAUUACCUUGAUGUCUAUGGUGGCCAGGACAUCCCUUCAUUACCUUGAUGCCUAUGGUGUCAGAAAUCCCUUCAUUACCUUGAUGUCUAUGGUGGCCAGACAUCCCUUCAUUACCUUGAUGUCUAUGGUGGUCAGACAUCCCUUCACUACCUUGAUGUCUAUGGUGGUCAGGAGUGAGCUGUAAAGGCUGUGGUUAGCUCUGAACGUGCUCUGAAUCUAACUCAGAGACCAUGGCAACUGGGAGUCUGAGCGAUAUUAAAAUGUCUUUGUGAAUUUGGAAGUGAUAAAAAAGCUAUGGAACAUUUUCAUCUGGGCUGAGUGAUGGACGGGAGCGCCGGGGGUUUCCAGGGGUGUCAGAUUUCCAUCUUUCUGAGAGCUGUCAAACGGAGCUGUCAAACACAGAGCCUUGCUGAUAUAGUGUAGUACGAUGUUCUCCUGCUACAUGUUCAACCCAUCUGUCAUGGACGUUCUCCUGUUACAUAUUCAACCCAUCUGUCAUGGACGUUCUCCUGCUACGUGUUCAACCCAUCUGUCAUGGACGUUCUCCUGCUACAUAUUCAACCCAUCUGUCAUGGACGUUCUCCUGCUACAUAUUCAACCCAUCUGUCAUGGACGUUCUCCUGUUACAUAUUCAACCCAUCUGUCAUGGACGUUCUCCUGUUACAUAUUCAACCCAUCUGUCAUGGACGUUCUCCUGCUACAUGUUCAACCCAUCUGUCAUGGACGUUCUCCUGCUACAUGUUCAACCCAUCUGUCAUGGACGUUCUCCUGCUACAUGUUCAACCCAUCUGUCAUGGAGAGAGCAGAGCAGGCACAGGGGCAUAGCGGAGCAUCAACAAACUGAUGAUGAACAGUCACGCUCACAUACACUAAUCAUAUAAAUCAUGAUCAUUAGUUGGGCUGGUAACCUGAUCUGAAUAUAUCAUGUAGUCAAUUACAUCAUUCUCAGUUGGAGGUCAUUUGGGCAGAGAGCGACUCAGAGAUACAAAUUCACUCUGGAUUAUGGCACAGUAAAUUAUUUAGAGAUGUUUUAUUGUGUGGAUGGACACAAAUCACAGUCACGUAUUAUGUAUCAGUUUAUAUAGCCAGGAUAGAUCUGUGUACAACGUGGAAUUGAACCCCCGACUUUCCACAUUCCUCCUCCGCUAGUCCUUUACUGUAUUAUGGUUGUAAAUGUAUCCACUUGUCUGGCUGGAAUUGUGUGUAGCAACAAUCAACUCUCUGCUCUCCUUGUCCUCACUAUCACCCAUGUAUUAUGUAUGAGUUUACAUAGUGUAGAUAUUAUCGGCAGGAUGCAAAAGUGUAGUAUUAUAACCCUCUCCACUCUCCUCCUCCAAGUCCCGUCCCAACCAUAACAUGGAGGAAGAUGAACGGUAACAUCCCUAAGAAGGCUCGUCUGAGGAAGUCCCAGGCUGUUCUGGAGAUCCCUGAUGUCCAGCUGGAGGACGCGGGGACCUACGAGUGUAAAGCGGAGAACCCCAGAGGAGGAACACCAUUCAAGGGACACCUCCAGAUCUACAGUAAGUUAUGGAGGGAUGGACUGGAGCUACAUUGGGUUGUUUUUCUGAUAGUUUGUUUUCUCAUCUUUGACUGUGGUGUUAAUCUGUGA